GCUCUGCUUAAAUCACAUCAAAAUCAUUUAUGAGGUUCUCUGGUGCCUAUUUCUUUUCUAUCUCACCUUCAGGGGAAUCAUCAGACACCUCUUUUCUCGUAUUUUUAUUUAUUUAGUCUUUAUAUUUUCACUAACCAUUAAUCAAAAUUCAAAAAAAUAUAUGUCUUUUUAUUUUUGGUUUAUUUAUCAGAUAGGGUCUGAGGAUCAAGAAAGUUCAGGUGAUGUUUCCAAUCAGGUUUCAGAGAUUUUGAAUCAAGAUUUUCUUAUAGUGGUGAUGUUUGUCAAGUGGUUAAGAUUUGGUUCAAGAGUGUUCAUGUUCAAUUAAACGAUAUUGAAUUUUUGAGCAUUUAUUUUGUUCAAGAAUUUAAUUCAAGGUUCAAUAAUCAUUCGAGGAUGGCAAGACUUUUUCAAAGUUCAAAUUUCAAUAAUAUUAUUCAAGACAUUGUUACAAGGAAAAUUGUGAGAUGUUCAUCAUGAUUAAUUCAAGUCUUAUAUCUAAACUUCAAGAUCCAUCAUUCAAGUGCAAUCCGUGGAAUUUCUUUCUAAGAAAGUAAGCUCCAAAUUCUUGAGUUCACAUCAUGUUGCAAGUUCUUUCAAGCUACAAGACUUUAUCUCACAAUUAUCUCACUCUCCAUCAAUACAUGAAAAAGGGAAGAAAAAGAAAGUUAGCAAUAUUUAUUCCAAAAGCAACAAGAACAAAUCUGUUUUAAAUUCUACAAGAUCAGUCCAAUUACAUAAAACAAUUCAAGCCCAAGUGAAAUAUAACACACAAAAAUAUUGCAAAAAACAAGUGGUUAUUAGAUUAAGCUGAAGAAUUUCGUAUGCACUUCAGAGCCAAAUUUCAACAUCUCAUAAAGACUCAUUUUCUCGGCCCAAGAACAUGUUCAAAUAAUAUCUCAAGAAUAUAAAACAAAGCUGAAAAUUGGAAAUAGAGAGGGAUUUUCGGAAUGGGCUUCACAACAGAUUCAACAUUUCAUCAAAAUCACUUCUGAGCCCAAUUUGUUCAUAAAAAACCCUGACUCUGAGCUCUAUAUAAGCAUUGAAUCAACUGACACAAAGGGACUUUUCAGACUGAAAAAUUCAGACUUACUCAGAACAAAAAUCAGAAAUUAAACUCACCUGAACUCCCUCGCCGGAAUCCGCCCCCUAUUCUCACCGGACCACCGCCGGAAAUCGCAACCACCGCACCGGAGUUCCAAAUCGCCACCGUUCUUUGACUUCUUUGCCUCAAAAGAAUCAAGCUGUCUCACCGGUAUAACACCCGAGCUAACUGCAAAAAGAAGAUGGAAGGACUUGAGCAAGAGAACAGAGAGCUACGUGAAGAAGUUGUUACUUUGAGGUCAGGAGUGGAGCGUCUCACCGCUCUCGUUGAGACUUUGAUGGCUGCUCAAAACCAGAAUCAGAAUCAGGUUCCUCCUCCUUUCAAUGCUCAAGCUCAAGGUCAACCGCAAGGUCAGGCUACGAUGAUUUCUGAGAUGGUUUCUACGACAAUUCCUGUGAAUCCGACUGCUGCUGCUACUCAACAACUCAUGCCCAAAGGGUAUCCUUGGGGCAUGCCUGAAGGCUAUUUGUCUGCUCCUGAAAUGACUCGUCCCAUGACUCCUAUCAUGGUCCAUACACGUCCCGUUGUGCACACUGGUCCUUUUGUUCCCGAACCCAUUUAUCAUAACGAUGCACCAAGUGAGAGUGUUGGCAUCUAUGAUAGAAUGGAUGGAUUCCAAGAUCAGUUUGAAGAAUUGCAGAAAGAGAUGAAAGCCCUUCGUGGGAAAGAGUUGUUUGGAAAGAAUGUGCAUGAUCUUUGUCUUGUUCCUAAUGUGAAAGUACCUGCUAAGUUCAAAUUACCUGAAUUUGAGAAGUAUAAGGGAAACUCCUGUCCUCAGGCACAUUUGGUGAUGUACGUAAGAAAGAUGUCCACUCACACUGAUGAUCAACGUCUGUUGAUCCAUUAUUUCCAAGAUAGUUUGACUGGAGCUGCUUCCAAGUGGUAUAUGGGCCUUGAUAGCACCCAUAUCCGCACUUUCAAUGACCUAGCUGAAGCGUUUGUUAAGCAAUACAAGUAUAAUGUGGACAUGGCUCCUGAUCGAGAUCAACUGAGAGCUAUGAUGCAGAAAGAAAAAGAAUCGUUUAAGGAAUAUGCUCAGAGAUGGCGUGAAGUGGCCGCCCAAGUGAUCCCUCCAAUGGAAGAGAAGGAGAUGACUAAGAUUUUCUUGAAGACUCUUGGCCCGUUUUACUAUGAAAGGAUGAUUGCGAGUGCUCCUGUAGAUUUCACUGAAAUGGUGGGUAUGGGUGUCAGACUUGAAGAAGCUGUGAGAGAAGGGCGUUUGGUUCAGGGUGAAAGUUCAUCUGGCAAUGCAAGAAGGUAUGGUUCAUCUUUUCAAAAGAAGAAGGAAUCUGAUGCUAAUGCUGUUUCUCAUGGAAGGAAUAGUCGAUCUGGAAGAGGUGCUCGUUAUCAACCCCAACAAGUGGCGUCAGUAACUCCCUUUGUGAAUUCAACUCCUGUGGCUCCUGUUAAUCAACAGCCAGCAAGACGAAAUUCAUAUCCUCGAGUUAGUUAUGAUCCUAUCCCUAUGACUUACACAGAAUUGUACCCUGCUCUGAUUCAUAAGAAUUUGGUUCAGACAAGGUCACCACCUCCUGUUCCAGAAAAGCUCCCUUGGUGGUACAAAGCCGAUGCUACUUGUGCUUUUCAUCAGAAUGCUCCUGGGCAUAGUUUAGAGGAUUGUUGGCCUCUAAAAGCUGAAGUGCAAAGAUUGGUUCGUUCUGGUAUGCUGUCAUUUCGUGAUGUUGGUCCUAAUGUGAAAAAUAAUCCCCUACCUUCUCAUGAAGCACCUGCUGUGAAUAUGGUGUAUGGAUGUCCUGGAAAAUAUAAGAUUUAUCGUGUGGAACACAUAAGAGGAUCAUUGGUAGAGAUGCACGCCACUUUGUGUGAAUAUAGUCAUUAUGAGCAUAAUCAUGCUGCGUGUAGAAUUUGUUCUGUCAACUCUCGAGGAUGUUACAUUGUGAGAAGAGACUUACAAGAGAUGAUGGAUCAAGGGCUCAUUGAGAUUCUUAGAGACAGAGAUGAAGGUGAUGUCAAUGUGAUUGAGCCGUACUUUGAAAUUCCAGAAUGUGUAGAGGUUGGUUAUUAUGGAAAGGCUGCUGUAGAGCCACUUGUGAUAUGUUUGCCUGGAGCUGUACCUUAUAGUUCUGACAGAGCCGUGCCAUACCGAUACAAUGCUACUAUGCUUGAGGGUGGAAAAGAAGUAGUGAUUAAGCCCCUAUCUUCUGUUGAGAAUAUAGCAGAUGUCAGUGGAAUGACUAGAAGUGGACGAGUUUUCACUCAACCCCAAACAGUUGUGGAUGCCCGAAAGAAGCCCGUUCAAGUACCCGUGACUAUUGGUGAUGAAAAAAGAGUGAAUGAGGGGUCUUCAUCAGGAAAAGAGAUGGAUGAGAUUUUGAAGCUUAUUAAGAUGAGUGAUUACAAGGUUGUGGAUCAGUUGCACCGUACUCCAUACAAGAUUUCCAUAAUGGAAUUGUUGACAAGUUCUCCUGCCCAUAGAGAUUCUCUGAUGAAGAUACUCGAUCAAGCUUUUGUGGACCAUGAUGUGACCUUGGAUCAGUUUAAUGGGGUUGUGGGUAAUAUUACUGCGUGUAACAACUUGAGCUUUAGUGAUGAAGAUUUGCCUGAGGAAGGGAGAAACCAUAAUUUGGCUUUACACAUCUCUGUUAGUUGUAAAGAGGAUUCGAUGUCGAGUGUAUUGAUUGAUACUGGUUCGUCGCUGAAUGUUAUGCCAAAGUCAACUCUUGCUAAGCUAUCUUAUGGAGGCACACCAAUGAGAUAUAGUAAUGUGUUGGUGAAAGCUUUCGAUGGGUCAAAGAAGUCAGUAAUUGGGGAGGUUGAUUUGCCUAUUUGGGUUGGUCCCUUUGUUUUUCAGAUCACUUUUCAGGUAAUGGACAUCUUUCCAGCAUAUAGUUGUUUGUUGGGACGCCCGUGGAUCCACGAAGCUGGGGCAGUUACUUCUACUCUCCACCAGAAGUUAAAAUUUGUGAGGAACGGAAAGUUGGUUGUCGUGAAUGGAGAGCGAGCUUUGUUGAUUAGUCACCUCUCUUCGUUUCGUGCUAUAGAAGCCGAUGAAGCUACCAUUGGGACUGCGUUCCAAGCUCUGUCUGUUGAUAAUGAAUCCAAGAAGAAUAAGGCUUCUAUCGCGUCUUUCAAAGAUGCUCAGCAAGUUGUGCAGAAAGGACCCUCAGGUGUAUGGGGACAAAUGGUGAGUCUUCCAGAGAAUAAGAACCGAGCUGGCUUGGGACUUUCUCUCUCAGGCAAGUCGAUUGUGAAGUCAGAAUCUGCUUUUCGCCCUUAUCAAGAGAUAUUCCGUAGCGCUGGGUUCCUGCAUCCAACUCCUCCAGAGGUAGAUGCCAUUAUUGGAGAUGAGCCAGAGCCAGAGAUGCCAAACUUUGUGACCCAUGGAAAGAUGAUCAAGAAUUGGAUUACUGUGGAUGUCCCUGAAUGUACUCAUGUUUCAAAGUAAUUUGUUUUUA
Vicia villosa (hairy vetch) is the source of this 4518-nucleotide messenger RNA. RefSeq lists its product as uncharacterized. Lineage: Eukaryota; Viridiplantae; Streptophyta; Magnoliopsida; Fabales; Fabaceae. Gene Ontology annotation, biological process: proteolysis. The coding region runs from base 1284 to 4508 and encodes 1074 amino acids. The record is from RefSeq and is a predicted model, not a curated record. Gene Ontology annotation, molecular function: aspartic-type endopeptidase activity. The transcript has 2 exons.